Molecule: messenger RNA, 2815 nt
Organism: Mercurialis annua (annual mercury)
Lineage: Eukaryota; Viridiplantae; Streptophyta; Magnoliopsida; Malpighiales; Euphorbiaceae
Product: G-type lectin S-receptor-like serine/threonine-protein kinase LECRK4
Exons: 1
Coding region: 173-2668 (831 amino acids)
Biological process (GO): protein phosphorylation
Molecular function (GO): protein serine/threonine kinase activity; ATP binding
Source: RefSeq, a predicted model, not a curated record
UGUUUUGUUUGACUGAUUCCAAGUAGAAACCUACUAUAAUAUCUGCAUCAUUUUCUUUUGUUUCUCAUACAAAAAUUAGUUUCUUUCUAGGUGUUGAAUUUCGAUUUCUGAAUUUUCAUCAUCUACCUUGUAGAAACUUUUUAACUGGAAACCUAUUACUGAACCACAAUUAAUGUCUCCAGCCUUUGUUUUCUCUAUUAUUUUUCUUAUUUUUGCAAUCACACUUCCAUAUUUAGUGAAUGCUCAAACAGACAGGGGUAUUGUAGCCUUAGGUUCAACCCUUUCAUCCAACGACAACUCCACAUGGACCUCCCCGUCCGGUGAUUUUGCGUUCGGAUUCCGGCCAUUUCCGGGUCAAGAAGAUCAGCUCCUUGUUGCUAUAUGGUUUGCCAAGAUUCCGGAUGAAACUAUAGUUUGGUCUGCACCUUCACAACCUGUGCCCAGAGGAUCAAAAGUUGAGCUGACAUCGGAAGGAUUGCUUGUACUCCAAGCACCAGGAACCUCGGAGUUAUGGAGUACUUCGAACAGGAAUAACUCAAAGCCGCUGCAGGGCGCUAUGCUCGAUACAGGGAACUUUGUGAUCGUGGCGGAUGAUUCAAGUUACAUAUGGGAGAGUUUCAGGAAUCCAACCAACACUAUCUUGCCUACCCAAGUACUGAACGUUGGAGACAAGCUUUCUUCAACUCUCCUAGAGAAGAAUUUCGCCAAAGGAAAAUUUGAGCUUCUUCUUAAACCUGACGAAUUGGUAAUUCAACAGAUCGAGGCUGUCACUGGCUUUUCGUAUGGAUCAUAUGUAAAUUUUCCUGACGUAAUGCAAUUACUUUUCAAUGAGUCGGGUGAUAUAUUUACCAAGGGACCGAACAAUACAAUGAUCCAGCGCAUUAUUAAAGGAAGCUUUCCGACAAGUAGGAAUUUCUACUUCAGGACAACACUUGAUUUUGAUGGGACUUUGACACAGUAUAUUCAUCCGAGGAAUCCGAAUGGGAACGAAAGCUGGUCAGUAGCAUCCGUGACUCCUUCGAACAUCUGUUUCGGCGAUAUAUUUUACAUGGGCAGUGGCCCUUGUGGGUACAAUAGCUUUUGUGAAGCUGGUGCUCAUGGAAAACCUAAGUGUGGAUGUCCCCCUGGUUUUACUAUCUUGGAUCCGAACAACCCCUACAGUGGCUGCAUCAUCCAAGCUGGUGGAAACCAUCAGGAUUACUGUAACCAAGACCAAGCCACCUUGGAAAAAUAUUAUGACUUCUUUUAUAUGGAUGGGGCUGAUUGGCCUGUAGCAGAUUACGAACAACUGAGUCCGAUGUCGUCGGAACAUGAAUGCAGGAGCAAUUGCAUGCGUGAUUGUAACUGUGCAGUCGCUAUAUUCCAGGACCCCAAGUUCGAUGAUGGUAUUGGGAAUUGCUGGAAGAAGAAACUUCCCCUUUCAAAUGGCAGGUUAGACCGAGGUGCUAUCGACAGAAGAGCUCUUUUCAAGGUAGUGAAGCAAAAUACUUCUUCACAGCAGCCGAAUCCUAAAUCGAACAAAAAAGAUGAAGAUCAAAUCAUAUUGAUUCUUGCAAUCCUGCUGGGUACCUCUGCGUUUUUCAAUUUCUUUUCGGUAGCUGCAAUCUGUGUCUCUAUCUACUUCUUCUUUAAAAGAAAAGUUUUCGGUACUUCAGAUGACAGAGAUCUAGAAACCAAUUUGCGUUCUUACACAUACAGGGAUCUUGAAAAGGCUACCAACAACUUCAAAGAAGAACUCGGUAGGGGUGCUUUUGGCACCGUUUACAAAGGAUUGUUACCGUCGAGCUCAAGCAACUAUAUUGCUGUCAAGAAAUUGGACAAAAUGGUUGAAGAAGGGCAAAAGGAAUUUCUAAGUGAAGUGAACAGCAUAGGUCAAACUCAUCACAAGAAUCUUGUCCGAUUACUUGGUUAUUGUGAUGAAGGUGACUGCCGACUUCUUGUCUAUGAAUUCAUGCAAAAUGGCUCUUUAUCAAGCUUCUUGUUUGGAUCUUUAAGGCUCAACUGGCAACAACGAGUGCAGGUCGCGUUAGGGAUUGCACGAGGGCUAAUGUAUUUACACGAAGAAUGCAGCAAGCAAAUCAUUCACUGUGACAUAAAGCCUCAAAACAUACUAUUGGAUGACUCCUUCACGGCCAAGAUUUCUGAUUUCGGACUUGCCAAACUUCUUAUAAACAAUCAGUCACGAACGCUCACUUGCAUCAGGGGAACUAAAGGCUAUGUCGCUCCAGAGUGGUUCCGGAAUACUCCUGUCACAGCGAAGGUAGAUGUUUACAGUUUUGGAGUGAUGCUGUUAGAAAUCAUUUGCUGUAGAAAAUGUGUGGAAUUCGAGUUGGAGAAAGAAGCAAUACUAUCCGAGUGGGCUUAUGAAUGUUACCGUAAACGAAAAGUGGAGACGCUGGUCGAAAAUGACGAUGAGGCAAUAAGCGAUCUCAAGAGGUUGGAGAAGUUGGUGAUGGUGGCAAUAUGGUGUGUGCAGGAGGAGCCAUUGCUAAGACCUUCCAUGAGAACAGUUUCCUUAAUGCUAGAAGGGAUUCUUGAGGUUCCUGUGCCUCCAUGCCCUUUCCCUCACAAUUCCCUUUCUUUUGAAUCCUUAAAUCAAAUAUCUGUCAGCAAAAAUCAAAAGAUUGUUCAGAAAUGUGUUACGGACUUGCCGGAAGUUGAAGAGUAGCAGAUUCAGAGAGCCAUAGUACUUCUCUAUGUAUAGAAUAAAAAGCUAAAAAUAUUAUGAGCAUAAUGUAUAGUUCCUUUGAGAUAUCCUAAUUUUCAAAAUCCCAAAAUUUCAGUGAGCAGAAUCAUAUGCUAAUCAAAUUAUGGA